CAAACGCAGAUUUAAACAAGUUGCUUAUACAUGUUUAUUUAUACGUAACUGAUAGAGAGAGAGAGAGAGAGAGACGCUAGUGUCAGCACCUUGGACAGCUCCGUGUGCGCUUUUGUCCAAGCCAAGUAACUUUCCUCCAAUAGAAACGCACGUUUUUAUCCCCACUCCCCUUUAACUCCUGUCCCAGACUCACACAGGCUUGUUGCUCUCAAGAGCUGUAUUGUUAGUUUAGAAACUUAGAACAAAUGGAGGAGAUCAUUGAUACAAAACAAAAGGUGUUUCUCAUAUACUCAACAAGGUUUUGCGAGGUCUGGGAUAUGCAUGAAUUAAAACCACGUAGGAGUUUUUAGCUACUAGUGAAAAUACUAAAUUAAAAAUGGAGAGUAAACAGCAGUGUCGGAGAUCUUUGGACUGGGCUGCAGUUUGGAUUUUUCUUAAUUCUUUGUGUUUUGCAACGCACGCUUUGGAACUUUUAUAUUCUACAACGGAGGAAUCUAAACCUGGAACUAUUGUUGGACACUUGACUAAAGAUCUAGGAAUUAAUGUUGAAGUGAUACUUUUAAGAGAGAUGCGAAUCAUCUCGGAAUCUAAUGCUAGGUACUUUGACGUAGACCUGACAUCUGGAGCUUUGGUGGUCAAGCAAACAAUGGACAGAGAGAUUAUGUGCGGAGGAAGUUUACAAUGUCACACUCGGAUUCAGAUUUCUCUUCUAAAUCCGUUGGAAAUGCACAGCGUUACGAUAGAAAUUGUGGAUGUCAACGACAACGCGCCACACUUCCGAAGCCGAAACACUUCUUUGGAAGUUUCAGAAGCGGCUGCGCCAAGCACGAUGUUCCGCUUAGAAAGUGCGCAUGACCCUGACGUGGGUGCGAAUUCAUUGCGCGCCUACUUUCUUAGUCAAAACGAUUGUUUUAUGCUUAAAGUAGAAACUAAAAGUGACGGAAGCAAAAUCCCAAUUUUAGUCUUAAACAAGUAUCUUGAUAGAGAAAAGACGAGCGAAUUUAAAUUGAUUUUAACUGCAGUUGAUGGUGGCAGUCCAGAAAAGUCCAGCAACAGUGCCAUUUUUAUAAAUAUUCUAGAUGUCAAUGACAACGCGCCACACUUCCAUAAUCCUACAAAAAGAGUCACGCUUUUAGAAAAUUCACCUCAUGGAACGUUAGUUACAACUCUUAAUGCCUCAGAUGCAGAUCAUGGUCACAAUGGUGAAAUAUCUUAUAUGUUUGAUAAAUACACCUCUGACAAUGUGAUCAAACUUUUUAGCGUGGAUUCUACAACUGGUGAAAUUAGAGUUACAGGACUAGUUGAUCACGAACUAGCGAAUGUGUAUGACGUCACUGUUCUUGCUAGAGACAAAGGAAUGCCUCCCAUGGAGAGCUCAUGCAACAUCAAAAUCGAGAUUAUUGAUGUGAAUGACAACACUCCUACUAUCACCAUUAAUGUGGUUUCUCCUGUAAUCUCUGAAAAUGUGAGUUCAGGCACUGCCAUUGCCCUAAUCAAAGUAGAAGAUGAAGACACAGGGAAAAAUGGUGAUGUGAGCGUGCACAUCCCUUAUGGGUUGCCUUUCAAGAUGAGUUCGCCAUAUAAAGGGCUUUUCACUUUAAUGACCGAUGGCCUGCUGGACAGAGAGGCUGUGGCUGAAUACACUAUUACUUUGACCGCCACAGACUCUGGUUCCCCACCCCGUUCCUUGCAGGAAUCUUUUGUGUUACGUCUUUCAGAUGUUAAUGAUAACCCCCCAGUCUUUUCACAGCCUUCCUAUUCUGUGGACAUAGCAGAAAACAAUGCACCAAAUGCUCCCCUUCUGUCUGUGUCUGCAUCAGACCCAGAUGUGGGUGAGAAUUCCACCAUUUAUUUCUCAAUUUUGGAGAGCGAAGCUCUCGGUAGAUCUGUGUCUUCAUAUGUAUAUAUUAACCCAGAUAGUGGACAGAUAUAUGCCAUGAGAAAGUUUGACUAUGAGCAGUUGAAUGCAUUUCAAUUCAUAGUGCAGGUUUUUGAUAGAGGAGCCCCAGCUCAAAGCUCCAAUGCUACGGUGCAUGUGUUUAUUAUAGAUCAGAAUGAUCAUCCUCCUGUCCUUAUAUACCCUGCACCCCCAUCUGAUGGGACGCUGCAGUUUUUGCUACCUAGAACAGCCAGCAUUGGACACUUGGUCAAUCGUAUUGCAUUCGUGGAUGCUGAUAGUGGCCACAAUGCCUGGUUAUUCUACAGCUUCUCAGGGGUUGAUUCUGAAAUGUUUCACAUAGGCGCACAUACUGGAGAGCUACGUACAGCCCGUAAGCUUACAGAAGAGAACAGCAAAUCUGUUUUUAGCUUCAUUGUGAUUGUAAAAGAUAACGGCAGGCCUUCUCUCUCUGCUAGUGUGGUAGUUAACAUCACCCUGGCUGAGAAAGCUUCAGAUGUCUUGUCAGAACGUAGAAGCUUUACCUCUAAAAGCCCAAAAGGGUCUGACCUCACCUUGUACCUUAUAAUCACAUUAUCCUUUGUUAUUACGGUCUCAUUCCUGGUUAUCAUUGUUGUAGCAGUGCGCUGGCUCGGACACCGUGGUUACGUCAUGUGCCUUAUGCAAAAACUUGGUUUCAAGCACACAUCUCGUGCGCACCAACACAAUGACCUCCAUCUGCAGCUAAAUACUGACGGUCCUAUUAGAUACAUGGAGGUCGUGGGGGCCUCCCGGGACUUUCACAAACACACAUACACGCAUGGUUUCUCCACGAUGUCCAGCAGGAGCGACUUUGUGUUUGUUAAGGCCCCACAGAGCACUCUAAGCAUGCGACUGUCAAAAAGACUCUUCGCUCACUCAUUGAAGGUGAGAUUUUCAGGAAAUAUUAUAGACUACCAAUUAAAAGUUUGGGGUCGGUAAGAUUUCUUCAAUGUUUGUGGAGAAAGAAGUUUCCUAUACCUACCAAGGUUGCAUUUAUUUAUUUAUUUUCUGUAUCUAAAACACAUAAAAUGGAAAUACUAUGAAAUAUUCUUACCGUUUAAAAUAACUAUUUUGUUCUUCAAAUGUUUUACAAUGUAAUUUAUUCAUGUGAUGGCAAAGCUGACUCUUCAGCAGCCAUUGCUCCAGUCUUCAGUGUCACAUGAUCCUUCAGAAAUCAUUCUAAUUUGCUGAUUUGGUGGAGAAGAUACAAUUCUUAUUACCAAUUUUGAAAAGUUGGCUUGCUUAAUAUUUUUGUGGAAACUGUGAUAAACUUAUUUCAGGAUUCUAUGAUGAAAGAAGGUUCAAAAGAACAACAUUUAUGUAAAAUAAAAAUAAAAAUACAAUAAACAAUUAUAAAUGUAUGUAUCGUCACUGUGACUAAUUUAAUGCAUCCCUACUGAACAAAAGUAUUCAUUUCUUUAAAACAUUCUUAUUGACACCAAACUUUUGAUGGGUAGUGUAAGCAUUUAAUGUUGCAUCUGUUAAUGAAACAAAUGAUACGCCAUUCAAAUGUUUGUGGUAUGAAUUAUAAUGUCACAGUUUCUCAAAAUAAUUUCUGGACAGAUGCAAAUCUUGCUGUAUAUGUCAUUAAUUCAGACUAAGGCUCUAGUCACUAUGACUCACUUUUUGGACUAAGCACUUUAUAAUGCCAAGUGUAUUAAGAAUCAGGCCACGAUCUGAGCUAUUUCUAGACCCAAUGACUCAGCAGAGAAUUUAACAGUAUGAAUCUGAGAAGAGUUGUGAUUGAAAAUAGUGUGGUCAAAAGCUCAAAUCAGGUGAGGCAGAGAAAGAAAAGCAGUUGUAUGCAUGCAGUCCCAAAUAGCAGACUGUCUUUGUGGAAUCUACAUUGGAGUUUGUAGGAUCAUUACAGUGUGAUAUUGCACAUGCCUUGAAUGCUAUCUUGCAACAUAAUGGCUCGACUCAGUGUGGGGAGAUGCAAUAAAACUGUGUGGGAUACUAAGGAAAUUAUGACAAAAUGUGAAAAAAAAACUUUAGCCAUAAUCCACCUACAGGUGAGCUCAUAUUUUGUUUGAUACAGACUGAUGUGUAUGCUCCUCAUGUACAUGCACUCAUGCGUGAAAGCAACAUGAUCGAACUUUCAAUUAUUCACACACACUCCCUCAACCUAUUUUCUACCUGAUGUUCUUCUUUGUUGCUUACUUCUCACUGCUCCCCUCAAUUCAUUCUUUCAAAGGUGCAGUUUCAGAAAACAGUCCAGAGGAAAAGCAGAGGAAGUGCAUCAGAUUGUACUGUGCUGUCAAUAAUACGAAUUUGUGUUUCAGAACCACAACCUCCUAUGAUGGGAUAGAGAAACCUGUGUUUCAGGAUGGACCAAUACUGCAUAUGAAUCUCUAUCAAACAAAAGAACUGACAAAAGUC
Molecule: messenger RNA, 4297 nt
Organism: Labeo rohita (rohu)
Lineage: Eukaryota; Metazoa; Chordata; Actinopteri; Cypriniformes; Cyprinidae
Gene: pcdh1g32
Product: protocadherin 1 gamma 32
Exons: 1
Coding region: 377-2857 (826 amino acids)
Biological process (GO): homophilic cell-cell adhesion
Cellular component (GO): plasma membrane
Molecular function (GO): calcium ion binding
Source: RefSeq, a predicted model, not a curated record